Messenger RNA from Thunnus maccoyii (southern bluefin tuna), 797 nucleotides. RefSeq names its product prostaglandin D2 synthase a (gene ptgdsa). The record is from RefSeq and is a predicted model, not a curated record. Gene Ontology annotation, molecular function: small molecule binding. The transcript is spliced from 7 exons. NCBI's taxonomy places the organism in Eukaryota, Metazoa, Chordata, Actinopteri, Scombriformes, Scombridae. The coding region runs from base 20 to 583 and encodes 187 amino acids.
UUCGUUUCUCCUCGCAGCCAUGAGGACCACAGUGGCCGCUGUUGUCAUGGUGAUGUGCUCGAUGAUGGUGCACGCAGACGUGAAGCCACAGAGAGAUUUCUCCCUGCAGAAGUUUGCAGGGAAAUGGUACCGUGUGGGUCUGGCCUACGACUCUCCAAGUUUUGUCCCAUACAGAGACAAAAUAAAGGCCUCCAUGGGAAUCAUCACACCACUCGUGAACGGCAACGUUAACCUCACAAUGUGGGAAGUCACACCUGUAGGUUGUGUGAGUAAGCUGUACCAGUAUGAGAAGACUACCGUACCUGGACAGUUCACCUACUUCAGCACACGCCAUAACAUGGUGAAGGACAUCACAGUGGUGGAGACGAACUACACUGAAUUCGCUCUGGUUCUCAAACACAAGGUUUUCAACAGAGAGUACACGCAGGUGGCACUUUACGGUCGCACUCAAAGACUCAAACCUGACAUCAUUCAGAAGUUUAAAGCCUUUGCUUUGUCCCGGGGUUUCUCCAGAGAGUCUAUUCUGACUCCACCUCCAGUAGAAAACUGCCCACCAGCGGGAUCUGGACGUCAGGUUUCCUGAUGCUGCUCCAGCUUCUCCAGUCUAUUUUCACCCAGCAUUGACUAUGAAGUACUUUUUCCGGCAAACAUCGUCAUUCUGGCUACAAAGAUGAUAAAUAACAAAUAUUGCUGAUGGAAUUUGUACAUCAUCCUCUUUUAUAUAGAGCUUUACAUUAUUUUCAUAGUUCUGCUGUUUCACUGUGUUGACAUAGUUAAAUAAACAAUCUUAACCUCCA